Messenger RNA from Rhopilema esculentum, 2948 nucleotides. RefSeq lists its product as uncharacterized. The record is from RefSeq and is a predicted model, not a curated record. Lineage: Eukaryota; Metazoa; Cnidaria; Scyphozoa; Rhizostomeae; Rhizostomatidae.
GGACCUCCUUUUCAAUACAUAAAGUGUGUGCGAGGCAUGUUUUCCAAAAUUGAGAAAGUUUCAGUUUCGGAGGGAAACAAACGGAAGGGGCACUGCCAGAAUGAAGAUUGGAGUGAUGCCGGCGUUAAAAAGACAUCUUAUAUUAUCGAUUCUUACGACAAUUUCAAUAUGGAAAUACAGCACAAGUUACAGAAUAACACGACCGUCAAGCAGCACCUCUCAAGGGGAUGAGUACGAUAAAGGGAUCUUUGUUUAUCAACAUCUAGAUCGGCUUGUUGAGAUAGAUUGUCCAGCCACUGCACCACCUUGUCAAUGCAAUAUAGGAGGAACGUUUAUCUUUAAUGUGUCGUCAUCUGGAAUAGUUAACAAAGAGAUUUGCAUUGGAGACUAUGGUUUACAAAAACUCGGGUGUGAAUUCAGAUUUGAUACUGGGGACAAUUAUGUCAAAGUUGCUUCAAGGAAGACAACUAUUGGGACUGUUAAACUAGGUUACAAUGAAGUCGUUGAAAUCUCCAUGCUGAAAGCAUAUUACUGGAAUAUGACUUGGAACCCAAUUGCUCCAAUCCCAUUUGAAGUGAAAUCAGAUGUGAUUAAGUGGAAUGGAGAUACAGCGCAACUUUUGCAAAAAUACACUGGCAUGCUGUUGAAGUUAGAAAUGGAGAAAACACAUGGAACAAGAAUAAAAAGUUGUCUGUUGCUUAAAAUCCCUGGUUCAAGAGACUAUCCACUGUCUCCCUAUAUCCCGAGAAAAACGAGUGACAUUGUAUUGCGGCCAACAUCACAGCUGAUGACAACAACAACGAUGGUUCAAAAACCAUCAACUGAAAUUGCAAUCAAAGUUGCGACAUCAUCAGCGUCAUUAGGAUUGACAACCGCGAUAAAGAGAAGUUUCAUCAGAGCUUCGCCAUCCUCAAUUUCCAGGGUCAGUCAAGGAGACAAACAAAUAUCCACACAUUGCUCCCUUGAUUCAUUAGGCCUCUCGUGUGGAAACUUUCGGGGGACAGUGUCGAAAUAUGCCAAGCUCACUCCCGUUGAUUCCGUGACUCUUUCAGCUUCAACAGGCUCUUUGCAUUUCGCUCCUUCGUCUGUCAUCAAGCCGACGCCACCAGGUGUUGAGACAAAAGAUGAGAGCAAGGCUAGCCUCGGUAUCAUCGUCGGUGCUUCCAUCGGUGGCAUUGCGCUCAUAAUUCUGAUCGUUGUUGCUGUCAUCUUCCUUCGCAAGCAGCAGUUUUUUGGAAAAAAGAAUACGCAAAACCAGGAUUCGCUUAAAGUGAGCCUUCAGAACAGGGAAGCCGACAAAGCAAAAAGCAAGGAAGGGGUGACCCAAGGGAGAUUUGAUCUUGCAGAAAACCCAGUUUAUGACAAGAAUCUGAGACUGGGUUCUGUCUCGGCAAACAAAGGACUGUCGCUAGAGCUGUAUGAUUAUGCGUAUGAAGGGACGGCAAAUGGAAAGGAGCUAGCGUCGAAAAACUGUAAGGGGAACGACACAGCCCGUUCAGCAGACCCUGUUUACAGUGAACUUGAUGGGGACGAAAGGCCAGUGUACCAUGAAGUGGGUGGCGUUUACCAAGCAAUUGAUGAAAAUACAGUGGACAAAGCAGACUGCUACCAAGGCCUUAACUUGUCCAAUAUAAAUAAGAGCAAUCUUGCAAGAGGCAAUCCGAAUGCUCCAUCGCCAGUUUACCAGGAGCUUGAGCAGCAAAAUGACAAUAGAACCGAACCGGUGUCUCCUGUGUACCAAACAGUCGAAUCUGAUUUAGGUGGCAAACUGAGUUCUCUUGAGAAGGGUGACGGGCGGACAAAUACUGAUCCAAUUUAUCGUGAACUAGAAGGAAAUCAAUAGCGACAUAAAUGGAAACAAAAUCAAGUGUUGCCGCUAUACAAGCAACCAUUUCAUGAAAUGUGUGUAUGUGGCAUCAUUUUAUUUCACUUUUUAUAGAGCCUUUUGAGGCCAGAGUAGAAUUUGCCCAACGAAUUUUCUAGAGUCAGACAGUGGCGUAACUAGAUGGUUUCUUAUCAAGCUCAUCAAAUUGAAUAACGAGAAUGAUUUUCUGAUAUCGAGAAACAGUGGAAGCACAUCUCUAAUGCCCUUCCUGGCUACGCCUCUGGUUAAUGAAACCUCGGGGGGGGGGGGGUAACUUAACAUGUUUGAAGGUACGGAGACGUGCCAUUAUUUAGGGGUACCCUCUUUCUGAGAAGUGCGGAAUUAUCGGUUUCAGUUUUUUGAAAUAUGUGCGUUACUAUGGGUACCAUUUGAAGAAACAUGCAGAAUUAUGGGUACCAUUUUGGGGAAAAUAUUGCAAAAUUAUUAGGAGAGAGAUUUAACAUUAACAAAAUGAAUUUCCAGUUAGAAAUAAAAGUAUGAAUAUGUGUAACAUUGAGAUUUUGGGGCACAGGACAUGCAAAGUUGGUUUGAUGAUUUUUUAUGUGCUUAAAACAAUUUUAUUUGCUUUUGCGGAAUUAUGGGUAUAGUUUUCAUCGCGUUCGCGGAAUUAUGAGUCACAUUUUUUCAGACAUUUGCGGAAUUGUGAGUCUAAAUUUUUAACCAAAAUUGCACUUUCCCGUCCAAAAUUAGGCUUACUUGACCCCCCCCCCUUCCGAGAAUGAAACCGGUUUCAGUUUUAAAAGUAUGAGGCGAUUUGUAGUCGAUUUAGUAAAGUGGACUCAAACCUGAGCUGUAAUUGAGUCCGUCUGUUCAUACUCGUUCCUUUCAAUCACAUUUGGACUAGUAGAUAUGUAUAUAUAAACUUUCGGUUUACAGCUUAUUAAAUUGCUUUGUAAGAUAGUUUAUGCAAGUAGAAUAAUGUUCUCCAGUCUUUGCAGCAUUGACUGAUUUACACCGUCAUAGUAAAAUCCAUCCGUAAAAUUUUGUAUCAGCGAUCUCUAGCGAUUCAAAGUAUGUAUUAGUACAAAAUAGAAUUAUCACGCAGCAUGCCAUUUAUGCGAUA